Molecule: messenger RNA, 1830 nt
Organism: Puntigrus tetrazona (Sumatra barb)
Lineage: Eukaryota; Metazoa; Chordata; Actinopteri; Cypriniformes; Cyprinidae
Gene: commd2
Product: COMM domain containing 2
Exons: 5
Coding region: 122-721 (199 amino acids)
Source: RefSeq, a predicted model, not a curated record
CGCUGCGCACACAUCUGGUCAUGUGACUGUAACACAGCAGAAGCUUUACCAUAAACCAUUCAGUUUAUAAACAUAACUCGAUGAUCCAGUUUUUGCGAUGAUAUAUUAAAAUUGUAAGAAAAUGCUGCUCGUUUUAUCUGAGGAGCACAAGGAGCAUUUGGGAUUCUUGUCAGAAGUGGAUCCUACGGUGGUUGGUGAGUUCGGCAGAAUCGCUGUGGAGUUUCUGAAAAAAGGCUCGAAUCCUAAAAUAUAUGAGGGAGCUGCACGGAAGCUGAAUGUGUCGUCUGAGAGCGUGCAGCACGGCGUGGAGGGCCUGAUGUAUCUCCUAACAGAGAGCUCCAAGCUAAUGAUUUCGGAGGUGGAUUUUCAGGACUCCGUGCUGGUGUUGGGAUUCUCAGAGGAGCUCAAUAAACUUCUGCUCCAGCUGUAUUUAGAGAACAGGAAGGAGGUCCGUCAGAUUCUCAGCAAAGUCGCCCCCAGCCUCCCACAUUACCACAACCUGGAGUGGAGGCUCGAUGUUCAGCUGGCCAGCCGGGCGCUCCGGCAGCAGGUCAAGCCCACCGUGACCCUGAAGCUCCACUUGGAAGACGGAGCGAAGCGCAGCGCCCGGGUCCUGCAAACGGAUCCCGCCACGCUGCAGCAUCUCAUUCAGCAGCUGGAGCGAGCGCUCGCCGAGGUCAAGAGCAACCACUGUCGCCGCAUCCUGCGCAACAUCAAAUAGAGCUGCGCUGAAUUCAGCGUAUCGUUUGUGCCAUAAGGAUCAACUGGUGCCUUUGCUUUGUAUUAAAUACACAGUUUACCCAAAACUGAAAGUGUUUUUAUCGUUUACUCACCCUUAUGUCAUUUCAAAGAUUUGUGUACCUUUGACUUGAUAGUCAAAGUCGGUGAAACACAAACCGGUUUGGUUCUUCAGAAUAUCUUGAUGACGCGAGAUGCUCAAUGGGAGACAAUUUGACGAGUAUUGGUAACCAAACAAUUUCAGGUUACUGUAUUUUGUUUUGGUCGUAUUACGAAAGUGAAUGGGACCUGAAACCAUUCAUACCAGCCUCAUAGCAGUUCGCACAUGUUUUGUCUAUUAGUGUGAAUUUGUGUUAACUUCUCUCAUUCAAAUUUGAGAGAUUUUGGCUAAAUUUUACUUUUUUUACAUUUUUUAUACAAGUUCCCCAAUUCACACAAAUUCAUACAACCUCACACAAAUUUGUGUACUUAUUGCUUACUUUUUUUUUACCUUACCUACCCCCUAACCUCUGCCCUAAACCUACCCUUCACUGGGGUCUAGGCAAAUCGUACGAAACUGUAUGAGUGAGGUGAUACAAAUUAGCCAAUGUUCAAAUUGGUUGUAAAAUUUGGUUACCAACACUCAUCAGAAUAUUUUCUAUGUUGCGCAGAAGAAAAAAAGGGUGAGUAAAUAAUGACAGAUUUUCAGUGUUUUGGCGGUGUCUUUAGAUUUAUGUCACUGAAGGUUGCUUGUGUGUAUUUUUGGGCUGAAGGUUUCCAUCCCCAGCAACACAUGCAUCUUUUGGACCAAUUUAUUGAACGUCGGUGUUCAUAAUGUAGAGUAAUGAUCAGGUUUUGGCUGAAUCUGCAGAUUUAAUUUUUUUUCUUUUGCAUUUUGUGCACCCUUGUAUUGAGUGAAAAUCUGAAAAAAAUCAAAUAAAGCUGGAAGUGCAGUACAGCAGAUUCGGCGUUUGCCAGUUAAACAUGCCAAGAUGACCAAUAAACUGCCUGUUUCCUCAUUGCACUGUUAACAUUUAAAUUCAAUUUCAUAGAUUGUCACGUGCUUUUAUGUUUUUCAUUAGUUCAUGUAAUAAAAACCUUCAAAUUGAAAAA